Didymella exigua CBS 183.55 is the source of this 2931-nucleotide messenger RNA. RefSeq lists its product as uncharacterized. The coding region runs from base 161 to 2698 and encodes 845 amino acids. Gene Ontology annotation, biological process: nuclear-transcribed mRNA catabolic process, nonsense-mediated decay. Lineage: Eukaryota; Fungi; Ascomycota; Dothideomycetes; Pleosporales; Didymellaceae. Gene Ontology annotation, cellular component: telomerase holoenzyme complex. The record is from RefSeq and is a predicted model, not a curated record. Gene Ontology annotation, molecular function: telomerase RNA binding; telomeric repeat DNA binding; protein binding. The transcript is spliced from 5 exons.
CCGCCAGCUGCUGCCGCCUCCCCGCUCACUACACGUCCUCGCACCAGGGCAUCCACGACUUCAAUGGAAUACGCCCGCCACUACGAACGCCAUUCCGUGCUCCGUGCCUUCGUCUGACCUCCCGGCCGACCGUGGGGUCACACGUGAACAUUGUCGGCGCAUGCACAAGGAAGGCAUGGCCGCAACCAUUGAACAACUAGACAGGCGGGCCCGGGCGAUGGAAGAGGAGCUGAACAAGCGCGCCGAUGGCCAGGCAUUGGCCCCAGAGCUGGCUUCGGUGCUCCAGGAGUACCGGGCAGCCUGCGAGAGCCUGACGUUUGCCGACUUCGCGUAUGCCUCAGCCCACGAGGUUGAGCAGAAGCUCUGGACCGCGCAUUUGAAGGUCAACGCCAUCUUCAGGCAAAUGCAUAAGAUGCUCAAGAAGUCCAAAGAUCAUGUUGUGGAAAUUCGCAAGUUCCAGAAGAACUACCUCCAAUUCAUCAAGGCCAGCCAGCGCUACUACCGCCAGUACAUCCUGAACCUCGACGCCCACUUCGACGGCAUUCCCGAGCUGCGCAAAAUCGCCCAGAAAUGGAAGGACGAUGCGUCCAAGACGUCCCCGCGCCCGCGCAUACCCGCAGCCCUCAGGAACACCGUCUUCCAGUCGUGCCACCAGACGCUGAUUCACCUCGGUGAUCUCUCCCGCUACCGCGAGACGGAGCUUGUUGACAAGGACAAGGAGCGCAACUGGGGCCCUGCCAAAGGCUACUACGACCUCGCUCACGACAUAUACCCCGACUCUGGCUACGCUUCCAAUCAGCUCGCGGUCGUCUCGCGCGAAGACGGCGACCACUUCCGCACCGUGUACCACCUCUAUCGCUCGCUCGCCUGCAAGCUACCGUAUCCGCAGGCCAGGGGGAACCUCGAGACCGAGUUCAAGCGCAUCAUCGCAGCUUGGGAUAAGGGUCAGCUGAUCAGCAGCCACAAAUCUGCCGACGGCAAUACAGGUCGCGCUCUGGUUGCCUGGUUCGUGCGCCUGCACAGCAAGAUCUACAAAGGCGAGGAGUUUGCUGCGCACGAUGAGCUGGAGGGUGAGGUGCUCAGCCAUCUCGCUGUUGAGCUCAAGGAGCGCCCGCUGGACUCGAUCCUACCCAAGAUCAUCCUGAUCAACCUCGCAGCCGAGUACUUUGCGACUGUACAGAUGCAGGCAGCAAACCCACCCGAGCACAUCAUGCGCACAUACUUCUACUUCCUCCGUCUCAACGUCAAGACCUUCUUCAUCUUGUUGCAGGUAUUGCAGCCCGAGCUUGAGCGUCUGUCCGAGGCCGACGAUGUGACCUAUCAGAACGGCGACAAUGCACGACAGCUGUCCGAUAAGAUCACCGCCGUUGCACGCCGCAUACUUCCCGGACUUCGUCUAUACAGCACGUGGUUCGCACGCUACUGGCAGGUGCUCAACGCUAACAUCGCCGACACCUUGACCAUCGUGGAUGUACAAGAGCUCUGGAAGGCUUACGCUGCGACUCUGACGCUACUGACAUCGAGCUUCCCCGUUGAUCAGCUGCCGAAAGAGAACUACAUGUUGGAGGAAGACACCGACACUAUCGGCUUCCAGCCCCUGAUGUCACCAGACACAAUGAAGGUGUGGUACGACGGCGAGGCUCUGAAGCCCAAGUGGACAGACGUCGAGAGAAAUCACCCCAACGUGGAGAUGCUCAUGCGCAUCAAGGAUUUGCUGAUCGACGGUCUGCUUCUGACACAGAACGCAGACGCGCCUUUGGACCUGGCUGGCACUCGCUUCAUCUACCGCGAGGAGGGACUUCCAUCUGAGCUGCUGGCGAGCCCCAUCACUCGCAUGGACGGCUCACCUGUUCUUUCUCCGCGGGCUGUGGACAUGCCUUUGUUUCCUCCUGCCGCGCCUAUUCCAGACGACCAGAAGUCGUACAGCGUUGCCGCGCCAUCUGAGUCAGCUUCUACUACCGUUGCCAAGGACACGGCGAUGCGCUCCAUGGUUGACGAUCUGGUCGGUGCAGACGAUGGUUUGGAUCCCCUUCCCGAGGAAGACGAGAACAUGCCGCCAACACCCCCUGAGCAGACAUUCGAGGAUACCGCGGUAGUCAACGACAACACUUAUGCUCCAGCACCGUUCUCGAUCAGUGACUUGGUGAACUCGGUCAAGAACUACAAGCCUUUGUCUCCGGCUCCAGGCGCUGCCAUGCUCUCUGCUUCGAUGCAGCGAUCUGGCUCCACCUCUUCGAUGCGUGGACCUGCACACCUGCCGUCCCUUCCUGACGGGCAGUGGAACCAGAACUCGAUCUGGUCUACAGGCGUACAUGGUUCGCCAAACCCUUCGUCGCCCGCGUUCAACGGACACAGUUUCGAUCCUCGCAGGCCAUCGAUGAAUGGUGGCGGCUCACACGGCAUGUCUAGCCACGUGCGUGGUGAGUCUGCAAACUCGCAGCUGAGCGCUGAUGGUAUGACUCCGACGGCGGGCAGGGCUUCCCGACCCAUUAGUGGUGGGCUCGGGGUGGGUGCCUCAUGGGGACACACAAAUGCUAAUAGCGGCACGUGGGGGUCGUUUUCUGGGAGCAGCUACAACGAGGUUCAGAACGGCCAUGCUCACGAUGUGCACAUGGCUAGCCCUCUGAUGUUCAGCUCGUACCACGACAAAGCUCAGAGCUCCUGGGGUCGCACUCCUCCCAACGGCCAGGGCGGUUGAUGCAGAGGCAGCUGCAGCCUUGACAAGCUGCUUGCUAUCGUUCUUCUAUCAACCUUACCUGUCAGCGUCACAAGUUCCCGCCAUCGAGAGCUUUCGCCGACGACCAGGCGUUUGGGCGACUUCACCGGAGCGCUUGCCAGUGGGCAACUGCGUCCAUGUCUGUCAGGCACAGUGCAGCGGUCAGCUGUAGUGGCUCUCGGGGGCUUUCAAGGGGAUUGAGUCAUUCUACGACG